Echinococcus granulosus is the source of this 3252-nucleotide messenger RNA. RefSeq names its product Protein diaphanous. Gene Ontology annotation, biological process: actin filament polymerization; actin cytoskeleton organization. The coding region runs from base 1 to 3252 and encodes 1083 amino acids. Gene Ontology annotation, molecular function: actin binding; small GTPase binding; microtubule binding. The record is from RefSeq and is a predicted model, not a curated record. Lineage: Eukaryota; Metazoa; Platyhelminthes; Cestoda; Cyclophyllidea; Taeniidae. The transcript has a single exon. Gene Ontology annotation, cellular component: cytoplasm; actin filament.
AUGGAUGGCAAAAGAGAAUCAAAAAAAGAUUCGAAAAAGGGCUUCAAGAACAUGCUUUCGUUGCGCAAGAAAGAUGUGAGUGGGGGAGGCAGCGGAGCGGCCGAGAUGUACUCGCUAGAUCCCUCCACAAUGCCACAUUACAAUGAAGGUCACGAGUCCAGCGUCGGCACCGCUGGCUCUGGUGGCGCCUCGGGUCACAACGGAGCAUCACGACUCUCGCAAGACAGCAGUCUCAGCCAUUUGACCCCCGAGAAGAUUGAUGAACUUUUUGAGUCUAUGCUGGAGGACAUGAACUUGUCCGCGGAGAAACGCGCCCCCCUUCUCGUCAAACCUCUUGAGUUUAAGCUCAAUAUGCUAGCGUCAUCUAAGUAUGGGACAACCAAGACUAUCGCGAGCCCGAUGCAGUAUUGUAAGGACCUGCGUAAUGCCAAACUCUCUAGUGAGAAGGAGAUUUCCAAAACCCUUGAAUCCCUUAGAAUUGCUCUUUUGAAUGGUCGGGUUAGUUGGGUGAAGGAGUUUAAUAACAAGGAAAAUGACGGAUUAAAUCUUUUGCUUGAAUUUCUCGCGCCUACCCAAAACACAACGAUCACCUACUUGAGCCUAAAAUGCAUUCGAGCCUUGGGGAACUGCGGUUACGGUUUGUAUGCUUUGGUCGAUCAUGAGACUGCAUCAACUUUUAUCGCACGAUGCUUAAAUAUACAUGAAAUCCCCCUGAUGGAGUGUGCCCUCGAGUUGCUCUCCACAAUGGCGAUGUGCAGUCUGAAGGGUCAUCAAAAGGUUUUGGAAGGAUUGACAUUUAGUGCCGAGUUCACUGCUCAUCACCCGCCUCGUUUCGAGCCUCUUAUUAACGGCUUGGCUGUUUCCGAACUCGCCUGCGCCUGUCUACAGCUAAUCAACGUCAUCGUCUCUGCUCGUUUUUUGUCAGAGGAGACAAUCGAGCUCGAUUAUCGUAUACACCUUCGACUAGAACUAAGUAAACUCGGGUUAGCGCAACGCCUGUGCGAAUUAGAAAAGUCGGCUGAUCCCAAUGUAGCAAAUCAUGUGUCUAUUUACCGAAGUUUUGCUGAGGCGGAUACAGACGAGUUGUUUGAACGUUUCGAGGUGGCUAAGGCCGACCUCAGUGAACCGCGGCAAGUGUUUCAGUUACUUGAACGCUCUCUAGCCAACACAUCUUCUGAAAAGUCGUUUCUCUCCAUUCUCCAGCACCUGUUGUUUGUGAGAGAGGAGCCCUACCGAGAACAUUACUAUAAUCUGCUAAAUGAGCUUGUAAGUCAAGUGGUACUACAAACUGAUGGUGUUGAUAUUGAUCCUUCUUUGGGUCUUUUGCGACUGGAUAUUGAGGGUACCGUGAAUGCUUUGAUGGAAGCCUACAAGCAGUCGGAUGGUGGCGCUAACGCUAAAGCCAACGAACUGCAAAAGAAACUCGAUCAGGCAUUGCAAGAAAAACAGGAAGUUGAAGCAACGUUGGAACAGCUGCGGUCCAAGGUGAAAUCCGUUGAAGGAGGAAAUGAUGAGGCAGCAGGAGUUUCGCUACGCCCUCCAUCGCAAGCUCCACUUCCACCUCCUCCGCCACCUCCACCCCCACCACCCCCUCCCGGUUCCAGCACUUUCCCUCCACCUCCCCCACCCCCUCCACCUCCGAGCAUCCCACGUCCUCCCGGGGCACCACCACCACCACCACUCUCGGGCCUCAACGCAGCUCCUCCAUCUCUGCCCUACGGCAUGAAGGCGAAGCCAGUUUACAAGCCUAAGGUGCCCAUGAAGAAGGCGAAUUGGGACAGGGUGAGUGAAAAGGAUUUGGCUGAGGAUUCGGUUUGGGUGAAGAUGCAGGAAAACGAACUGGCUUCAGACGAUCUACUGCAGUCACUCGCUGAUAACUUCAACACGAAACCACCGAAGAAAUUUACCGAGAAUGGUGAAGGUGUUGUGGACGGUGCGGAGGAGAACGGUGGGAGGGUUGGUGCGGCCGUAGGUGCUGCGUCUGCUCUUGCAAGAAAAGCGAAGCAGAUCAGGUGCCUGGAUGGCAAAUCGGCACAAGCGCUCUCCAUCCUCCUGGGCUCACUCAAAAUUCCCUAUGACGAGUUGCGCAGACGCAUUGUUGAGGUAGAUGAAGCCCUUCUAACUCCCAACAUUGUCGAACAGUUGCUGAAGGCCUUACCAGAACCCGAGGUGAUGAAACAAGUGGUUGACAUGUCGGCUGAUUACAAUGAGCUUGCCGAGCCUGAACAAUUUAUAUGCAAAGUGGGAACCAUAAAGAAGCUAAUUCCACGACUGAAGUCAAUUCUCUUUAAACUGCGCUUCCAGGAGAAAGUUGAUGAUACUAAGCCUGAAAUCGUGGCUGUGAUUGAGGCGUUGAAGGAGCUUAGACAAAGCAAGCAUCUUGUGCGAGUGAUUGAAUUGAUCCUUCUUUUUGGCAACUACCUUAAUGCCGGAUCACGUAAUGCUCAAUCAGUUGGAUUUCACCUUUCGUUCCUACCGAAGCUGACUGAUACUAAAGAUGCGGUUGGUAAGACGACGCUCCUUCAUUUCCUUAUUCGUGCCAUUGAAAAGAAGUUCCCCGACACCGUCUUGGGCCUCGGUGAUGACUUGACCUACAUGGAACGGGCUUCACACUUCCCUGAAGAUGCGACUGGUGCCGCUAUUGUGGAGAUGAAACGUUCUGCGGCAGCCCUUGACAACGAUUUGCGAACGUAUACUAGUGAUGAUUCCAAUGACACCUACCCCACUGUGAUGAAGCAGUUUUUGGUGGAGGCACAGCAGCAAAUCGAGGUACUUGAGAACAUGUUUAAACGCAUGCAGGAGCGUUUCAUGGAGGUCGCAAGGUACUUCGCGUUUGACCCAACCAAGUACAACAUGGAGAGCAUGUUCUCCGACCUGCAGAAAUUCAUUACAGCCUACAAACAGGCAACGAUGGAGAUUCAACAACAACGUGAGUUUGAGGAGAAACAGAAGCGUCUGAUGGAGGAGCGGCAGAAACGCGAAGAGGAGAAAGCGCGUCUGCGGGCUGCUGGUUUGAGUGGGAGCGGCGUCACCCGGAAGCCAACGGAAGAGGACGGCAACGUCAUCGAUACCCUCAUGGAGUCACUCAAGAGCGGUGCUGCCUUUGGCCCAGGCAGCUCUGGUGGCCACCAGAGACGAGUCCGGAAUCGGCCCGCCCCACCUGAUGCCAACAUGUCCCCUGCAGCUGUUGCUCUCCGUCAGAACCUUGUUCGACAGCGAUCGAGGCGGUUUACUCGACCUGUUGAUGUCUGA